Molecule: messenger RNA, 2651 nt
Organism: Drosophila obscura
Lineage: Eukaryota; Metazoa; Arthropoda; Insecta; Diptera; Drosophilidae
Product: Krueppel-like factor 12
Exons: 5
Coding region: 827-2002 (391 amino acids)
Biological process (GO): regulation of transcription by RNA polymerase II
Molecular function (GO): RNA polymerase II cis-regulatory region sequence-specific DNA binding; DNA-binding transcription factor activity, RNA polymerase II-specific
Source: RefSeq, a predicted model, not a curated record
AGACCAGAACAGACCCCGACGCGGCGCAGGCCCACACCCAACCCUGGCCCCGGAUGUAGGGCAAUAAUUGCCAAUUUCAAUUUCUCUGCAAUUGGAAAAAUCUCGAAAAUUGUUUGUGUGUGUUUCGUGCCCCAGUCAUGUCAUGCCCAGGCAACUCGUAAAAUACGUACUACGUACGAGUAUAUCUGGCAAUACUCUGACUCCAAGUAACUCUUGACUGCGCGUCACGCACCGCGAACAGGGAUCGGAGCGGAGCCUCCCUUUCUGCCACUCUUUCCUGACUGACUUUCCGCCUCGCACUCCCGUUGCACAAUGCACAGGCUGGUGCUUCUUCGACUGCUGCACUGGUGGCCAGCGCUGCGUUGGCUGCCCUCAAGCCGCACUUUUGGCAACCCCCCCUGCGUCUGCUGAUAAAAGGGGGAUCCCACACACAGAGAGAAAGAAUCGACAAAAAAAGGGGGGAAACCUACCAGCAAAAGGAACGAACCAGAGACUGUCUUAAAGGUGCGUUGCACUCCCGCUCGCUCGCUCGCUCGCUCGUUGCCGUUUUUGUUGUCAUUGAUUCCGCGGAUAGCAUGCGGCAGGGGCAGCAAACGGCAACAGCUGCUGCGACAAUACUAGAGACGAGCCACAAUAGUUGCAGCGAUUAUUUCGAGCAUCCGCCUUCCUCUGCUGCUCGUCCGCCUCCGCCUCCUCAUCCUCCUCUGCCACCACUCCUUGCCACCGCUCUAGCUGUAGCUGUAGUUGUAGUUGUUGCUGCUGUCUUCCGUAACGUGGCCAGAACGUUGCCGGGCAAUUAUUAUUUUGUAAGACGUUUUACAAUUUAAUGGUUUUCAUGAAUGGACUUGGAUCCGACCCUCUGUCAGCAAAGGAGGCAGAGGGCCCUCCGGUUCAGGUUGAACCAGUUGAUUUGAGCCUACGUUCGCCGCGCGCGAGCACUUCGCAUGGGAGCAGCAGCAGUGGAAGCGGCAGCGGCAGUGGCAGUGGCAGCUGUAAAUCCUCAUCGACCACCAAAGCAGUCCAUAGCAGCAUCAACUACAGCAAUGGCAAGCAGUCUGGAUCAUCCUCAUCCGCAUCCAGCUAUGCGGCCGGUGCUUCGGCCGGUGCCUCGUCGUUGGGGGCCUUUGGCCGUCAGCAUCAGCAUCAGCAGCCCACUCAGCAACAACUUUAUGCCUCCGGUGUGUCCAAGUUGCCAUUCUCGCCAUUCUUUGCCGCGUCGCCAUUCUUCUUCACCUACCGCCGGAUUAGCGGCGGUGGGGCCGGGGCCGGGGCCGGGGCCGGCGCCGGCGCCGGAAGCGGCAAGCAGGAGGACAACAACAACAGCUGCAGCUACAACAAUGGCAGCAGUGGCGGCAGCAGCAGCAACUCCUCCUCGCUCAUGCAGGACUACGACCGCAAAUUCAGCCUGCUGAGCCUGUUCAAGAAUCCCUACAAGUUCAGUGACGGGCAGGCAGCGAGAAAGACCUCACCGACGGGCGGCAGCACCAGCAGCAGCAAGUCGGCGGUGGCCCCUGCCUGCUCCUCCGCCUCAUCCUCCGCCAGCUGGAAGAGCUACGCGGGCUCUGGGUCACCGCACGCUGCCCUUAAUCCGGCCUUCGGUGGCAUGGCCCUGGGCGCCACCCGCAAGGACAACAGCAGCUUCAGCGGCAUCAAUUUUGGCGGCGGAGCCUCCUCCUUUGCUCGGUCCACCUCCUCCGAUGCGACGGCCAACGGCGGCGGCUACAAUGAUCUCUCCAAGAACCGCAAGGUACACAAAUGCGACACCGAAGGCUGCGACAAGGUCUACACCAAAAGCUCGCACCUCAAGGCGCACAAGCGAACGCAUACGGGUGAGAAGCCGUAUGUGUGCACCUGGGAGGGCUGCAUCUGGCGCUUUGCCCGCUCCGAUGAGCUGACCCGCCACUACCGCAAGCACACGGGCGUGAAGCCAUUCCGCUGUCAGCUCUGCACGAGAAGCUUCAGCCGCUCCGAUCAUCUGUCGCUGCACAUGCGCCGCCACUGAGCAGAAUGUCAGCAAAAGGAUUGACGUGAGGACUGUGACUGCCAAUCUGGCCAUACAUACAAUACAAUACAAUACAAUACAUACAUACAUACAUAUCUAUAUAGACGCCGAGAAUACUCAUCGAAGAUGCUGCUCGCUCUUGACUACUCGUAUUUAUAUAUCACACUUCACAGAUUUUCCAUAUUUUCCAUAUUGCCUAAGUAGCUCAAUUUAGUGUUAGGCGGGCUCAAAGCCCAAUCUAUUUAUAGGGUAUUCGAUAGUUCUAGAGCUGAAGAAUUUGUAAAAUUCGUUCACAAUACAUUCACAACCCAGAGACAAUUGCCUUCAGAAGCCAAGUUACGAAAUGGAAUUUAAGCCUACAACACUCGUACAUACACUCGUAGAAAGUAUCCAUAUAAUAUAAUAUAAAAUAUACAUAAAUACAUACAUACAUACCUAUACAUAUACAUAUAUACAGAUAGUUUUGGAUUGGUGCUAGCAACUUGCGUGUAUAUAUAUACAUACAUACAUAUACAUAAUAUAUAUAUACUAUUAUAUUUGGUAAGACAAAUUUUAACUAAUUUUAGAUGAAAUUUUUUAUUGGUUAUUAAGUAGAAAAUUUUUAUACUCGUAUACCACACACAAGAAAAAAAAAACAAAACAAAAAAGG